AUGGAGGCGUUCUUAGAGCAGCUACGAGUAUUACGAUUCCAAUUUGAUGCUCUCAGCAGCGAAGACCACGAAGAUGCGCUGGGUAAUGGAUUUUCCAUAGAUUUAACUGCUGUAGCGGAAACAGUCUGCGAAAUGAGAGAUGCAAGCGUUCGUCGUCGAUUUGAAAAAGAAAUUGAGCUCACUUUGGCAUGGGAAGCGGAGAAAAUGAUUGCGGAACGUUUUGUUGGUGACUGGUCUUCGUUGAAUUGCUUUAACGACCCAACAACUUCGUCUUAUAAUUUCGAGUCACCUUCUAUUUUCGAAAGCAACAAUCGGAGGAAGGAUGCGGAAUUUACAUGGGAUGGACUUCCUAAUAGGGCAGACAUAUGUUCUGAAGAUAAGCGGAAGACUGCCUCAGCGUUCAUGGAGAAGUCAGAACUUCGAUCAAGCCAUGUCCCGAAGGCCACCAGCCGUUUAAAAGGAAGUCUCGGAGAAGACAAUGAGGCAUACCAGCAUUUCGACGAGCAAGUAUUGUCGGGGAUUGGGAUCACUAGCAGUGCCUCAUCACCAACUUCGCGUGCAGGAAAUGCAGUGGGCAAAGAAAAUCGACUUGUAUGCGCUACGUGCGGAUUUUCGGCCAAUAAUCGGAAAGCACUCUACAGACAUGGCUUGAAAACUCAGCAUGUUUUGAGAGAAUCGAAUUCAUCCGGAUCUCUGAUGUGCAGCCUAUGCUCUUUUCGAACAAACAAAGUGUUCAACUAUAAUCGCCAUAUGAAACGUUUUCACAGAGACGCGCUGAAGGAGUCUUAA
This is a messenger RNA of Haemonchus placei, 789 nucleotides long. The record is from the annotation of a GenBank genome assembly. Lineage: Eukaryota; Metazoa; Nematoda; Chromadorea; Rhabditida; Trichostrongylidae.